AUGCGAUUAAAUUUAGGUUUACGCCGGGACUUUAUUUGGCAUUUUGUCAUUGCUGAUGUGAGCACGCCUAUUAUUAUUGAUUCCGAUUUUUUAGCGCACUACAACCUUAUGCCAGAUUGCCACAACCGCCGCAUUCUAGAUGGUAGUACUAAUCUAAAAGCACCUGCUACUAUCUCUCAGGUGGACCAGGCGAGUAUCAAGACAAUUGUCGCUAAAUCGCCAUUCACUACGAUCCUGCACGAGUUUCCGGAUAUUACUUGUGCUCCUGGACUUCCGAGACUGGUAAAACAUUCCACACAGCAUCACAUAGUUACCACCAAGGGCCCCCCAGUUUCAUGUCGACCACGGAGACUAGCACCGCAAAAACUCUUAGCGGCUAAGAAAGAGUUCGAGGAAAUGGUAUCCUGUGGUACAGCUCGACCUUCAAACAGCCCCUGGGCGUCACCACUUCACAUGGCGCGAAAAGGGCAGGACGGGUGGCGACCUUGA
Pieris macdunnoughi is the source of this 489-nucleotide messenger RNA. NCBI's taxonomy places the organism in Eukaryota, Metazoa, Arthropoda, Insecta, Lepidoptera, Pieridae. The record is from the annotation of a GenBank genome assembly.